UUAACCGUCCAGCAGGGGGAAGGUAGUCGUCCAGUCCAGCCACUGAGCUGUCCAGCCUGCAGCAGCUUGGCCAAAUCUGUCUCUACUCUGAUUCUACUAACUCAUCUCUUCAUCCCUUUUCCUCCCGCCGUCUGUCUCCACAUCAGCCCAGGUUGGUUCUUUGGAAAUGAAGCUUCGUCUUCUCCUGCUGCUGCUUUGUGUCUGCCGUCUGGGACUGACUGAGGAGCCCAGUCCAGCAGCUCCUCAUGUCUCCGGUACCGCGGAUAAAGGAGAGGACGACUCUGAUCACGACUGUAGAGGGACGUUCAGCCCUGAGCAGCACCGGGUGAUAGGGGGCGCCGUCGAGCAACUGGGUUUACGGCUCCUGGAAAACCUUCCCAUCAGUCCACAGCAGCCAAACGUGAUCCUGUCGCCUCUCAGCCUGGCUUUGGCCCUCGCUCAGCUCACCUUAGGUGCUCGUAAUGAGACGGAGAACCUGCUGCUGCAGAGCCUCCACGCCCUCCGGCUGCCGUGUUUCCACCACAUCCUGGGGAGCCUCGUGCCUUAUUUCAGCCACUCGUCUGUGGAGGUGGCAGCAAGAAUGUACCUGAAACCAGGGUUCGAUGUGAAGAUAUCCUUUGUGGAGGACUCUCUGUCCAGGUACAAAUCCCAGCCUGUUCCUCUGGUGUCUGUGGAGGAAGUCAACCAGUGGGUGGAGAAUGUCACCAAUGGACACAUCGCCAACUUCCUGGAGAGCAUCCCGCAUGAUGUAGUGCUGAUGCUCAUGAACGCUGUACACUUCAAAGGUGAGUGGCAGACGCGAUUUGACCCAUCAGUGACCUCUAAGGGAGUGUUCUACCUGGACAACCAGAACUCGGUACCAGUGGACAUGAUGAAGUCUGCCCAGUACCCUCUACACCUGCUGGACGACCCCGAGCUGGAAGCACAGGUUGCCAGUUUUCCAUUCAAGGGAAACACCAGCUUCUUGGUCGUCCUGCCCAGAGGAAACGUGUCGUCGCUGCUUCCCAAACUGAACAUCUCUGACCUCUACAGACGUCUACCUCAGGAGAAAACCAUGCAGGUCAACUUACCCAAGGUGAAGCUGCAGUACCGCCAGGAGCUGCAGGAGGCGCUGACCAGCAUGGGCCUCGGCUCUCUGUUUUCUGCUCCAAAUCUCUCGGGGAUCUCUGACUUCCCCCUCAAGGUGACGGGUGUUCGCCACGCCAGUACCGUGGAGCUCAGCGAGGAAGGCGUGGAGGCGUCGGCCACCACCGCCGUCACCUCCAUGCGCUCCGUCUCCCUGUUUUCCGUCAACUCGCCCUUCCUGUUCGCCCUCGUCGACGACGCCUCCCUGGCCCCCCUCUUCAUGGGCAUCGUCACAAACCCCGCCCCCGACCACGACCCCAUGCUCCGUGACGAUCCCCAUGGCAACGGCAACGGCACCAUGAGCGACCAACCGACGACAGACAGUGCCGGGAAAAGAGACACAGUCGGCGACCACAGUGACGGACUACACAUGGAGGAAGUGGAGGACAACAGCUGGCAGCCCUGCAGCGCCCCCUCUGGUGGGAAACAUGGAAAUGAACUGCAGAAGAAGACGCAGGAGGACGAAACCUGCCUCAAAACAGAAGACCCUGUACCUGCCUGAGCUCCGACAGCUUCUUAUUAAAGGAACAGAGCAAAUUAACAGCCAACAGCAAGUUAGCUUAGCUUAGCAUAAAGGCUGGAAAACACAAUCCAUCUGGCAGCACCUGUAGAGUCACUGACUAUCAACAGAAUAUUCCCCAGACUGUUUCCUUUAACCCUCGUCAAAUUGACCUGUUUUAAAGUUUAAAAAUGUGGGAAAAAAAAGAUAUUUUCACAGUGAAACUUCUGAUGUCCACAUUUUCAACAUUUUUGGGAAAUUUUUGAACAUUUUUUGGUGGGAAAAAAGAAAUGUUCAAAAAGUUUCUUAAGAACAUUCACAUAAAAAUCAACCAAAAUCCAGCAAAAUUCGCUGUAUUUUGGUUGAUUUUUAUGUGAAUGCCCUUAAAGAAAAUAUUCCAAGUUUUACUGAUAUAUAUGGAAUCACUUUAGAUAAUUUUAGGAUUUUUUGGGAAGAGUUUUACUCAUUUUUUGAAAAUGUUUAAAAGAAUUUUCUUGCCAAAUUUGGGGGACUUUUAUAACAUAAAACUUUUAAGGGAAAUUUUUAAGGAAUUAUUGGAAUUUUCUUCCUAAAGGUUUUGCUAAUUUUCAGAAAUUUGGGGAUUUUUUUGCUGAAUUUUUUGGAUUUUUUCAGACAAGGAAACAAUAUUUUUUGGUGCCUGUAAAUGAGGACAACAGGAGAGUGAAAGCAGAUUCAGACACGCAGCAGAGAUGUUGCUAAAAGUAGCUGAACAGAAAUAAGUCCAAUGCACUGCGAUUCUGGUGAUCAGUACUGAAUCUUACAUGUAGGAGUUAAUUUGAAAUACUUCAAACUCCAGCAGAUUGAUGUCUUUAUCUUUUUGAUUAACUUUCUGAUGUGAUAAAAAUGUGAAAAUUCCGUCUUCAGUUCCAGUUUUAUCUACAUUGUGAUGACUAUUAGGAAAUAAAACACUAACAGGAGGGUGUAUUAAAAUACAAGCUGCUUCUUUAAAUCAA
Messenger RNA from Amphiprion ocellaris (clown anemonefish), 2598 nucleotides. It is a transcript of the gene serpinf2a, whose product is annotated as serpin peptidase inhibitor, clade F (alpha-2 antiplasmin, pigment epithelium derived factor), member 2a. The record is from RefSeq and is a predicted model, not a curated record. NCBI's taxonomy places the organism in Eukaryota, Metazoa, Chordata, Actinopteri, Pomacentridae. Gene Ontology annotation, biological process: negative regulation of endopeptidase activity. The transcript is spliced from 9 exons. Gene Ontology annotation, molecular function: serine-type endopeptidase inhibitor activity. The coding region runs from base 167 to 1627 and encodes 486 amino acids.